AUGAGUAACACUAGUGAAGCUUUGAAAAGGAUAAAGAACAAACAGCGGAGACAGCAAGUCUAUGCCGAUAUCAAAAGACAAAAGGUCAAAGAUCGUCACAAGUUACGAGCAGAAAGAGCUGAUGAGGAACGUAAUAACCCUGAAUUGCGUGAACAAAGAAUAGCAGAGAACAUCCCAGCUACAAUCGAGUCAAAGCGAGUUUACGAUGAGACAUUGUCUGCUAAUAUCGAAGGAGAUGAGGACGAAUUUAGUGAAUAUUUCACCAAUUUAUCAAAAGACCCUAAGAUUCUUCUCACUACAAAUAUUGGUGCUAAAAAACCAGCUUAUGAAUUUGCCGACAUGUUGAUGGACUUUCUCCCCAAUACCACAUUUGUCAAACGUAAGAAGGAGUUUACUAUCCAAGACAUGGCCAAGUUCAGCUCCAAUAGAGAAUACACUUUGUUGGCUGUCAUAAACGAGGACAAGAAAAAAGUAACGGGUUUAACACUAAUCAACUUACCAGAAGGCCCUACAUUCUACUUCUCCAUAAGUUCGAUAGUUGACGGCAAAAGAAUAAAAGGCCAUGGUGUAGCCACUGACCAUAUACCUGAGCUUGUUCUCAACAACUUCAAUACUCGAUUAGGUAAAACUGUUGGACGUUUAUUUCAAUCGAUUUUCCCACAUAAACCCGAAUUACAAGGAAGACAAGUGAUAACAUUGCAUAAUCAACGUGACUACAUAUUCUUGAGGAGACACCGAUAUGUUUUCAGAAAUGAGGAAAAGGUUGGAUUACAGGAAUUGGGGCCCCAGUUCACUCUCAAGUUGCGAAGAAUGCAAAAGGGAAUAAAGGGUGACGUCGUUUGGGAGUUCAGACCUGAUAUGGAGAGAGAUAAGAGAAAGUUUUAUUUAUAG
Molecule: messenger RNA, 891 nt
Organism: Lodderomyces theae
Lineage: Eukaryota; Fungi; Ascomycota; Pichiomycetes; Serinales; Debaryomycetaceae
Gene: RPF1
Product: rRNA-binding ribosome biosynthesis protein
Exons: 1
Coding region: 1-891 (296 amino acids)
Biological process (GO): maturation of LSU-rRNA; maturation of 5.8S rRNA
Cellular component (GO): nucleolus; preribosome, large subunit precursor
Molecular function (GO): rRNA primary transcript binding
Source: RefSeq, a predicted model, not a curated record